GGAGGACAUUCGAUGAAAUAUGGAGAUUAAGGAUGUAAUCUCAGUUUCUGUCAGUUUAUGAGGGAAGCGCAGUCUUCGAUCUCUUUCUUUCCGAUAAAGCCAAUGUCAGAGAUAAUUAGUCAUUCUUUUUCUUCUUCAUAAGUGUGAUUAUAAGGUUUCUAAAAUGCAGAAACCUACCAGCGCUCGCUCGGAGUUUAUCGUUGGAGGGAAAUAUAAAUUGCAGCAGAAAAUAGGCAGCGGGUCUUUUGGUGAUAUCUACAAAGGAUUGAAUAUUACAAAUGGCGAGGAUGUGGCAGUUAAACUUGAAUCCCAAAAAGCAAGACAUCCACAACUGUUGUAUGAGUCUAAGCUCUAUAAGAUAUUACAAGGAGGAAAUGGUAUUCCUAAAUUUAGAUGGUAUGGUCAAGAGAGAGAUUACAAUGUGUUAGUGAUGGAUUUGUUAGGACCCAGCUUAGAAGACCUUUUUAAUUUCUGCAAUAGGAAGUUUACAAUGAAAACAGUUCUCAUGUUAGCUGACCAGGUUGGUCUUACAAGACAUUUCCUACCAUAUUUAACAACUAUUCAUCUAAGGCAAAGUAAAUAUUGUUGGGAAAGCCCUGGAAAUGAUGUCAAGGGGACACUGUUUUCUCUCCACAACAGACGCCGAGAUGACAUGGAAUCACUAGGAUAUGUAUUAAUGUACUUUGCCAGGAGCAGCCUUCCUUGGCAAGGACUUAAGGCUGCUACAAAGAAACAGAAGUAUGAAAGAAUAAGUGAAAAAAAGAUGUCCACACCAGUUGAGGUUCUUUGUAAAGGUUUUCCUGCAGAGUUUGCCAUGUAUUUAAACUAUUGCAGAGGAUUAAAAUUUGAAGAGGCACCAGAUUACAUGUAUCUUCGCCAACUGUACAGAAUUCUGUUCAGGACAUUGAACCACCAGUAUGACUACACAUUUGAUUGGACACUUCUGAAACAGAAUGUAGGCCAACAAUCUGCUGUUCCAAUGAGUGCAGGGGCUACAGCUCUACCAGGAACAGCCCCACCACAAACAACCAGUGCAAGACAUAAACAACGCACACAACAAAGAAGAUAGGUGCACAUCAUUAAUUUGCAUUUGAAUUUCUAAACUGAAAAAACAUCUCAUUUUAAAAUGAAGGAAAAGUGGGAAUGAGUGAUUAAGUGAUGAGUAGAUAAAUUGUACACAAGCGGUGGCAUUUGGAUCCAUGAGUGAUACAGUAUCACCUUUAAUUCACUUUACAAAAGUAAUGUAUAUCUUCAUAGCAUCCUGUUAAGUUAAUUUCUUUUGUAACUUCUAACAUUUUAUAGCAAGUGUCCUAUUAUUUAAAGAUAGCUUUGAGAAACUAGUGUUGGUAAUGAAUUAAAUACUGUUUUGUACUCAGUUUCUUUGAACCUAUCCUUCACCAAAAACAAACAGAACAUGUUGAAGUCUGACUUCAUUUUCCCUACUCUUAAACUUGAACCAUGCCAAGCGGGCUUAACAAGUAUAUCACGACUAAAGCUGUGGAAACUAAGUAGACCUAGUCUUAGUUAUAAAAUGAAAAAUUUCUAAUCAAACAUGUUAAACUUGUGAAUUCCACAUAGCAGAAAAGUUCAUCCAAUUUGACUUCAAAAUUUACCCUAUGACUACUUUUGUCUAAGGUAAAGUUAUCAUUGUAGAGACAGAUGUAUUUUAGAAUGAUCUUGUGGUGGUUCAUCAGUUGAGUUAUGUCCCCAAGUUUGUUGACCACGCAACACCAAAAAAUAUUUUCCAGAAAUCGCACCUCAAUUUUUUUGCCUAGUUGACUUUUAACUUCGGAAAUCUAAUUCCACUCUUUAACAUUUGCUGUUUUGUCAUCACGUUUAACACGUACGUUCUGCCAACCUGAGCUUAAGUUAUUAAUGUUAAAGUUUUAAACAAACUCAGCCCUUCUCUUUAUAACACUUAUCUAAUUCUGUGUGUUUACUGCUUUUCCAUCAAACCAAUUUCCCCUAACCAAAAGAGCAGAAACAUCCAGUCCUUAACUUAUUCUAUGUUUCUUGGUAAAGAUAUCCAUCAAAAAUAAAAAAAUAUCAACCUCUUAGCUUUCCUCUAUAUGUUGUUUGGAGCUCUACAUGAGAGAAUAAGUUGCCCGCCACAAGAACUACUCCAAAAGUCCAUACUUGAAUGGUCUACAUGUUUUAUCCACAAUUUUUUUUUUUCGCUUGUGAGAAUAGCAACCCUGGAUUUCAAAUGAUAUUUAGUGCGUUAGUAAUUUAGGUCGUAGUGCAUGUACAGUUAUAGAAUAGUAUAUUCAAGUUCUUUGUAGCCUGGGGAUAACACACAGAUGUUUGCGUGUGCUGCACAAUGCAGAAGCAACAAUUUUUAUUUUGGUUGUUUUAUUAUUAACUUUGUUUUGGGUGAAAAUGAUUUGAAUGAACAGUCAGAAAACGUUAUCGGAUUGAAUUUGUUUCACUUUGUAUUUAUUGUAAAGUUAGUUUUGAGAGUGGUAAGACUUAGAUAACUCUUUAACUCCCAUGGGUGAACAAGAUUGAAUUUCCUCUCACCGUUAUCAGUACAAUAUCGAGCACAACAGUGAUGGGAAUAAAGAAAAACAUCAAUCUAGGGAUUAUUGGUUGAUCCAAUACCGAGUUCUCAGAACUAACAUCAUAAGAAUUGUAUGACAGGCUGUAAGGAGAAUUACUUAUGAGAUCUUGGGAGUGAAAGGGUUACCAGCUAAAGUUGAUUAUAAUCGUAAAGCAAGGAGUUUGUAAAAAGUUAUUGAACUUAAAUUAGCUUGAAAAAUAUGCAAAGAAACUUUUAAAUCGUGCUAAAUAUAUGAACAUUGAUCUUAUUUUUUGGUGAAAAUGUAAAACCACUAGUUUUGUACUUAAACGAGUUGUUUUCGUUAAAGUUUCUUCCAUCGCCGCAUUCAGAGUCAUAAACACCUUAUUCUGUAGUUGGCUUAGUAGAUCUACGUUGUUUUCCGCUCAUAUAUCACUGUACAUCUUGUUUUUGUCAACUAUUAGCAGUCAGUCAGAUUAUUUUAUGAUGCUAACCUAACGAAGACGGACAUUGUAAAUAUUGCCUUCCACACAAAAAUGAAACGUAACUUGAAGAGUAAAUAAAGUUCCCGUUUUUAA
Messenger RNA from Pocillopora damicornis (cauliflower coral), 3096 nucleotides. RefSeq names its product casein kinase I. Gene Ontology annotation, molecular function: protein kinase activity; ATP binding. Lineage: Eukaryota; Metazoa; Cnidaria; Anthozoa; Scleractinia; Pocilloporidae. Gene Ontology annotation, biological process: protein phosphorylation. The record is from RefSeq and is a predicted model, not a curated record.